UUAGCCACCACAAAUUGUACUUGUUGGAAACAAAGUCGACGAGGAGCGAUUACGUAAAGUACAAGUUGAUGCCCAUUGUGCAUUUGCUAAACAACAUGAUCUGAAGGCUUUCUACGUUUCCGCAAAAACAGGCGAUUCAGUAACGAUGAUGUUCCGACGGAAUAUUACCGUAAUCGACGAACUGUUAAUUUGCUGUGUAGCACUGGGCAGAGACAUUCUUGACGAUGUUCAACGUAGCGAUCCACCACAAAUUGUACUUGUUGGAAACAAAGUCGACGAGGAGCGAUUACGUAAAGUACAAGUUGAUGCCCAUUGUGCAUUUGCUAAACAACAUGAUCUGAAGGCUUUCUACGUUUCCGCAAAAACAGGCGAUUCAGUAACGAUGAUGUUCCGGUGA
Messenger RNA from Strongylus vulgaris, 397 nucleotides. The record is from the annotation of a GenBank genome assembly. NCBI's taxonomy places the organism in Eukaryota, Metazoa, Nematoda, Chromadorea, Rhabditida, Strongylidae.